This is a messenger RNA of Funneliformis mosseae, 639 nucleotides long. NCBI's taxonomy places the organism in Eukaryota, Fungi, Glomeromycota, Glomeromycetes, Glomerales, Glomeraceae. The record is from the annotation of a GenBank genome assembly.
AUGGAAGAAAAGUCAACCGAGCAUGAUCAGAAUCUGAGGUUCGGAGAUAGUUUAAAUGAACAAAUUAGUAAGGUUCAUUAUUGGCUUAUGAAAGCUGAGCCUGAAUCACGAAUUGUCAAGGGAAUAGACGUCAAGUUUAGCAUUGACGAUUUAGCAAACAUGCCUAACGGCGUUUCUCAAUGGGAUGGUGUAAGAAAUUAUGAAGCGCGUAAUAAUAUGAAAAACGGGAUGAAAAUCAAAGAUAAAGUAAUAACAUGUUACAUUGGUAUCUCUAAAAUUUUGAAGAUUUCAGCAUUUAAUAUGUAUAAAUUACAGGUGUUAUUUUAUCAUUCCAAUUGCAAGACACCUGGAAUAGCGGGAUUAGCAGAGAUAGUGAAGGAGGCUUAUCCAGAUUAUACUGCUUUUGAUGAAUCCCAUCCAUAUUAUGAUCCAAAGUCAAAUAAGGACAAUCCAAAAUGGUUUAUGGUUGAUGUUAAAUUUGUUCGUAAGUUCAACCGUUUAAUUACACUUAAGGAAUUGCAAGCUCAUAAGGACGAUGGAUUGAAAGGUAUGGCACUAUUGAGCCGUGGACGUUUAUCUAUACAACCCGUGAAGAAAGAGCAUUAUGAUUUUAUUUUAGAAUUAGAAAAGAAAAUAUGA